Dissoconium aciculare CBS 342.82 is the source of this 216-nucleotide messenger RNA. Its product is annotated as zf-CSL-domain-containing protein. The transcript is spliced from 2 exons. The annotation marks the transcript as partial. Gene Ontology annotation, molecular function: metal ion binding. Lineage: Eukaryota; Fungi; Ascomycota; Dothideomycetes; Mycosphaerellales; Dissoconiaceae. Gene Ontology annotation, biological process: protein histidyl modification to diphthamide. The record is from RefSeq and is a predicted model, not a curated record.
AUGGCGGACAAUAUCUACGAUGAGAUAGAGAUCGAGGACAUGGUCUUCGAUCCUGUCCUCCAGAUCUACCACUACCCAUGUCCCUGUGGCGAUCGUUUCCAGAUCGCCAUCGACGAUUUGCGCGACGGCGAAGAGAUUGCCAUCUGCCCGAGUUGUAGCCUCCAGAUCCGCGUGAUAUUCGAAGUGGACGAACUUCCCAAGCCCGAAGGCGGAGAG